Dissoconium aciculare CBS 342.82 is the source of this 993-nucleotide messenger RNA. RefSeq lists its product as uncharacterized. The transcript has 2 exons. NCBI's taxonomy places the organism in Eukaryota, Fungi, Ascomycota, Dothideomycetes, Mycosphaerellales, Dissoconiaceae. Bases 1 to 993 code for a protein of 330 amino acids. The record is from RefSeq and is a predicted model, not a curated record.
AUGCUGUCUCUUCAUUUCAACAUUCGGUUCGUGACAAGAUCGAAGCUCAAGAAAGUUCUCUUUCUUUUCAUCCAGCAGACCCGGCAACUUAUCGAUGACUUUCGAAUUCUACGAAAAAGAUCAAAAUCCACAGCGAUGCCAACUUCGUCUUCUCAAAUCAUGAUGCAAGGACCUAUUAAUCGAUCCUCAGUCUUCCGGUUCAUGGAAUUACCUCAAGAAAUCCGAGAUCUUAUCUACGAUUAUGUUCGUAACGACCGACCGUACGUGGUCGACGAUGGAAUCCGACAUGUGACACAUAAAAAGUGCAAGCGUGAACCGCAUGUUUCAGUCUUGAAUCGCCUCAACACGAAUCUCCUCCUCGCAUCCCGGCGGGUCUAUAAUGAAUACAAGCAACAUGCAAACAAACAUAUCCUGCUUGUGAUCCAAGGCCAUCCAGGCAAUCUAGAUAAAUGGUCCCUUCCCAAACACGAGCGUCACAAGGUCGCGGCGAUCAGCAAAAUCAAAGUCAUUCUCAGCGGAAGUCACUCGGGCGAUCAUGCGCUAUCAUUGUUACCUCGUUGGUAUAGAACCGUCUCUCGCGGCAUCACGAAGCUCUGUGCAAACAAAACGCUCCAGCUCGUGGUCCCUCUGAACCUCUGGGAUCUCGCGGAUCAUCCCGAUAAGCACAACGAUAUCAUCGAGCUAGCACGCCGCUUCACACGUAUCCGCAACGUCUCUACGCUCACAAUCUUGCUCAAUCAGUCAGCAUAUGACGACUUACAAAGUUGGAGUUGCACCGAGCACGUUCUAGUUAACCGCUGGACCGCGCGAGAUGGAACCUGGAAGGAGCAGCAUUCAAUUACGGUCCAAGAAGCGAACGAGAUCUCCUGCUUGGUGGAGGACGAGAAGUGGGCGAAGUACAAGAAUGCUCCAUUGGGAGCGAUCGUCUAUGACGAACCUACUACUUCUUCUCAAUCAAAUAUGCAGGCGGGCUCUGAAAUCUCAUCUACUUGA